UAAACUUACAUAAAGUCAUUAGGUCAAGCCGUUCUUAGCUUCAUUAGUUGCUAUCCCCUCUCCGCGGCAGCGCAGGCUGUUGAUUCAAGUCAGGCAAGAGGCGUGUUGUGUGCGGCCGGCUGCCUCGGAUCGCGUUACGAGUCGUGUUCCCUACGUCCUCGACGCAUUCUACUUUUCAUUUUAUCAACACAAAAGACAACAACAACCACUCAACCAUUCCCCCUUCGCGAAGUUAAACUUACAACAAAAGUGCAAUCAAAAACAAAGUGACGAAAAAAUGCAGUGUGCGUGAAAGUGAAGUGUCAACAACAAACGGGUCAAAAACACCUAAAAAUGGGUUCAAAAAUCGAAUACGUGGACUCGUCCCACCUUUACGCCACAAACUACGUUCGCAACUCCAAAGCCAUCGGCGUCCUAUGGGCCAUCUUCGCAAUUUGCUAUGCCAUCAUAAGCGUCGUUGCUUUUGUGACACCGGAAUGGAUCGGUGACUUAGAGACGGAAUACCCUCGGAAGUUCGGUUUAUGGCAGGUGUGUCGUGCGGACGAGGCUGCAGAGGACUGCAAGGGGAGCCUAGAAGCUUUCAUGCAGAUCCCAGGGCUGGUGUUCAGGAUAGCCACGGUGCUGGUGGGGUUGGCAGCGGCCCUGGCCUUGUUCACCGUGUGUUCGAUGCUGCUGUUUCUGUUCUGCCGGUCGACCACCGUGUUCCAUAUCUGUGGGUGGCUGCAGCUGCUUUCUGCGAUCUGCAUGGCGGGGGGGGUGUGCGUGUUUCCCGCGGGGUGGGGGGAGGGCGCGGUGCAGGAGACCUGCGGCCCGGCCGCCGACCAGUACCACCUGGGCCACUGCCACAUCCGCUGGGCGUACAUGCUGGCGCUAGUAGCCUGUCUCGACGGCGCGGUGCUGUGCGCGCUCGCGUUCCUGCUCGCGACCAGACACGUCACGCUACAGCCGGGGAGCUUCGGAGGACAUGAGAUGCAUAAAGGCGAAGUGAACAACGCUUACGUGACGGAUGCGACAUCUAUUAGCGGCUCAAGGAAAUCACUCGCUUUGCAGCCGGUGCUAAUAAUGCAUCCACAUGCUCCUAUGGACAUGGACACCUAUUCACACUACUCGGGAAGGACAGCGCGGUCGAAACACGGAAUAUAUGCGAAUACUAUGCAUAAUUACCAAUUGUAAAUUGAUUAGAAUCUUGUUUUAAUUAAGUUAAUUGUACAUGAGGUUAAGUUGUGAGGUUACAAACGAAGUGGUUCAGCUACUCGACGCUAGGUGGCGCUGUAUACGUAAAAAUAAUUUUAGGAGUAAACAAUGUCGUUCAAUAUUUUUUGGUUCUAAAAUCCGUACAUAUGAGAGUUGUUGAGAUACAGAAUUUUAAACAACGAAGCUAUAGUUAUAGAUGGUACAAGCCUAAUUACGUAAUAAGGAUUUGUUAAUAUUAGGUACUUAACAAUAGUUCUUGUAAGAUAUAUUUUUAAAUAAACCUUAUACAUAUAUAUUACUUA
Messenger RNA from Plutella xylostella (diamondback moth), 1496 nucleotides. It is a transcript of the gene Tmhs, whose product is annotated as Tetraspan membrane protein in hair cell stereocilia. The record is from RefSeq and is a predicted model, not a curated record. Gene Ontology annotation, cellular component: plasma membrane. Lineage: Eukaryota; Metazoa; Arthropoda; Insecta; Lepidoptera; Plutellidae. Gene Ontology annotation, biological process: sensory perception of sound.